Molecule: messenger RNA, 6760 nt
Organism: Cuculus canorus (common cuckoo)
Lineage: Eukaryota; Metazoa; Chordata; Aves; Cuculiformes; Cuculidae
Gene: ST3GAL6
Product: ST3 beta-galactoside alpha-2,3-sialyltransferase 6
Exons: 13
Coding region: 1133-2191 (352 amino acids)
Biological process (GO): glycolipid biosynthetic process
Molecular function (GO): beta-galactoside alpha-2,3-sialyltransferase activity
Source: RefSeq, a predicted model, not a curated record
AAAAGCACCGCUGAGAACAGGCUCUGCGUCUAGUCAUUCCCAGUGACAGCCACCAAAAAGCCGAGGAGCUGCUCUUCCAAUGAAGGAAGCAUCCUGAUCCGAUACAAUGCUGAAAAACAUACUGCAAGCUCCCUGAAGCAUCAUGGAAAAGUCUUGGAUUAGAAGUGAUCAGGAUCAUAACAUUUGAAACUGGACAAUUAAAAUAUGAACCCCUCAGAUUCCUUCAAGCAUGAUACACUCCUCUGGGCAAAAUAUGACAGUGAUGCAGCGCACGAUUCAGGACAAACUGAUGGGGUUUUGCAUCCCCUUUAUCCCUGGCAGAAUGAUAAGCUGUCUUUUCAAGUAGUUGUGCUCAGUCCCACGCGGUUGUGUUCUAUACUGUGGGGAGAAGUUUUCCUUUUUUUUCCAGGAGCCCCAUGACUCUCUCCCGGGUUGUUCACCCAGGGUGAGGCUUCGUUUUGCCCCCGGCAGCGGCUCAUCAAAAGGGCUCUCGCAGGGGCACCGCACUUGGAGAAAGAAAAUCCUUCACCUGAAACAACCGAUGUGGCUUUCGUCUCGCACGGCUUCCCCACCUCCCCUUGCCCCGCUCAACAAUGGUUUUGUUAAUUAGCUGCUAAUUCCCGGAGGCUGAGGAGGCGGGGACGGGUCUCCCAGCCCUCCCCCGGGCUGUGGGGCGGGCGCAGGGAGGCUGCGGCCGUUGGAUGAACCGCCGGCCCGCGGGAGGAGGGGAGGCGCGCUGGAAUCUGUCCGAGAGACGCUUAGAUCUGAGCUGGGUUCGGGGAGACGGAGCAGCGCUUCAGCUUCCUUCGUACGGGGCUCAACUGAAGCAAAGACCUCUUGGCAUCCUUAUCGUCAACGCUACCGUGCGGGAAUAAGCUACCGAGAGGCUGCCAAGGACAGCCUGGAGAGUCCUGAUAAAGGGCGACGACUUCUGUCCUCUCCUCUCCGGUUAUUUAAAGAUAAAAAUACCCGCGCUGCUGAUAACUGCAGUAUUUAAGGACUGUUGAAACUGAGAAUCAAACAACAAAAUCCGACACUCUCUUUCACCUGCAGCAAAACAGACUUGGCUUGGAAAAUAACAAAUGAAAAUGAUGGAGAGAGGUGAUGAUUUGCAGCAGCAGGUCUACCAGUCAUGAAACGAAUUCUUCUGUUUUUUAUCCUGGCUGCUGCUGUCAUGUAUGUUAUACUGCAUGGAAAUCUGUGGAGAAAUAACCUCUACUGGAUUAGCUUUUAUGGACAGACUUCUUCUGUGAGGGCUUCUACUUCCUGUGAGACUAGUGGAGUUACCCAGCUGCCACCUACGGCUGUGGAGAGAAGAAACGUGCUGGACGCUUGUCUCCUGAAACCAGCGUUUGAAUCUUUACUGGAUGCUGAGAAAACAUACCCGUUCCUGUGUGCUAAUGAUUUUCUCAGAGUGGCGGAGUUUCACGGGAGCGAUAAGUUUGAACUACCUUAUGGAAUAAAGAGAGCAGAGCAUUUUUUUCACUUAGCCCUUUCAAGACUGCAAAACUGUGGACUUUUCAGUGAAGAUGACAGUGUUGCUUGUCGACGGUGUGUUGUUGUUGGUAAUGGAGGAGUACUUCGGAAUAAGACGUUGGGGGAGAAAAUAGACUCAUAUGAUGUGAUAAUAAGAAUGAAUAAUGGCCCUGUUAUAGGGUAUGAAGAGGAUGUUGGAAGGAGGACGACUUUCCGCCUUUCGUACCCAGAAUCCAUCUUCUCGGAUCCGAUUCACUAUGACCCCAAUACAACUGUUGUUCUUGUUGUCUUCAAACCACGUGACUUGAAGUGGCUUUGGGAGAUACUAAGUGGUCAGCAAAUAAGUGCUAAAGGCUUUUGGAAGAAACCAGCUCUGAACAUGAUAUACAAAUCUACUCAAAUCAGGGUUCUUGAUCCCAGCAUCACCAGAAAAACGGCUUAUGAAUGGCUUCGUUUCCCAACAAGGUUUCCCAAAAAGGAAAAACCCAAGCAUCCAACAACGGGGCUAAUUGCCAUUACACUAGCAUUUCACAUAUGCCAUGAAGUUCACCUGGCAGGCUUCAAGUAUGACUUCACUGACAGAAACAGUUCUUUGCACUACUACGGCAAUGACACGAUGUCUCAGAUGAUACAGAAUGAAUACCACAACAUCAAUGCUGAGCAGAAAUUUUUGAAGAAGCUUAUAGACAAGAACUUUGUGGUCAAUCUGACGUGAAAGCUGAAUGGAAAUAUAAGGAACAAUAGCUAUUUUAAAGGUUCUAAUAAUUUUUUAUUUUUUGUAUGACAUUUUUAUUUUUUAAGUGCAGCAUAACUGUUUACUGUUUAAAAGGAUCACAGAAGCCUCACCAAAGCAGAAGCUGCUUCUAAGCCUGAGGGUAACAGACUAUUGCAAACAGAGUAAACUGAAUUUCUAUGAAGCUAUUUAAUAAUGGGAAAACCAUGAAACUCCCAACUGAAAGUAUCAGGGAUAUAGAAAAAUGUGAUGCGUAUCACUUAUUUAUCAGUAAGAACUUUCCACGUGAUUAUUUCUCUGCAAUACUUUUGAUUCUGGUAUUGUCCUCAGAAAGAGUAACACCGUCAAGAGACUGAGGUGACAAGUAUUUAAUUAGUUGUUGGAUGUAAAAUCUUUAAUAUCUGUCUUGUAGUAUGAAAAUGGCUUUAAAAUGAUAUCUAUAAGUCAUUAGUGUGUGUCUGGGAGAAAGGCAAACGUACAGUGUGUACAGAUUUUGGUCUGCCCUACUCCUGAGAAGGGGACAUCCAUUUUCAGCAAAGAAGGCACAGCUUCUACACUGGCCAUCGACUCUGAAGAGCUGCCUGCCUUUGCCAGUGGUGAAGACCCUGUGGUCUCAUUUGUGGAGAUGUUGGUAUUGACGAUGCUUGUGUUUACCCAGUUUAUGGAAAACCACCCUUCCCGUGCUGUUUACUCUUGGUGACUUGACUUAGGAAAGAGGGUGGAUGAAGACUGAAGAGUUGUCCUAACUAUCUGCCUGUCAGCUGCUUCCCCAGACCACAACAGGAGCGUGAUCUAGGACAGAGAUCUUCAUACCUGAGUUUAAGUUUAGAUCUGUUGAAUCCUUAGAUCUCCAGGGCAGGAUCUCAUGUAUGUUUCUGUUCACUCAUCAAGAAUUAAGAUAUAUUUUCCAAGCCAACAGUCUCCUAUCUUACAUGCUGUAACGUGUUUCUAUCCUUGAAAUGCAUCAAUAUGAGCAAUGUAUGUUCCCAUUUUUGGCCACAGAGAAGCCAGGGAACAUCCAAGAAUACCUCAGCUGAAUUAUCAUUUGGCUUCUGUUUACCUCUGCUGUCUUGACUUUUAGUUUUAAAGGAUGUGGUUGAACUAAAUGAUUUAGCAGUGGGAACUUACUCAGGAUUUUAAUUGAAACAUUUAGUGGGAUGUUGCUGUUUCCUGUAUCGGUUUGUCUCAGACAAGCCUGCUGAAUAUGUUAAAUCUGCCUGGGAAUGCCCUUGAUAACUGUCAAGGAAUAACAAUUGAUAUGUUGUUCCACUUGUCUCACAGGGUGUCUAUAUAUAUAUAUGUAAUUUUUUUUAAUUGUGGCCAAUUUGCUAGGAGAACUUAUGGUUAUCUUGAUCAGUCACACCUAAAGAAAGCACAAAGAAGUCUACUUCAAAAACAAAAUCUUCAAAGUUGGUAGAAAAACCUUUUUGCUGCUUUUUAAUAAAGUGAUAGAGCUUUAGUAUGUUUAGGAGCAGUGGAAACAAUUACGAUAUGAAUACAAACCUCUAACAGGUCAAGAGCACAGUAUUAUGUGUUUUCCGGAGCUGAGGAUUAGAAGAGUGCAGAACACAACUUCUUUGCUGCAGCAGUGUAGAGGAACAAGCAUUGAAGAAGUCAUUUUUUUUUUUUUUCCUCUUGCUUUUGCAGAGUGUAAUAGGUAUUUAAAAACCAAACCAAACCAACAACUUUUAGAAGUUCUCAUGUCCAUUUUUAGCUCCUUGGCUCUACUUUUUCAGAAUUGGGGCAGUGUGAGUUGGAGAGGAGCCACAGCUGAAGGGGAGGAGUGUUUUCACUUAACUCCUGAGUUUUGGUCACUUUCAAUCAAACUGGAUGUAUCUGAAAUAAGUCCAGAUAUCAUAAAAAUCUGGGGCAAGGAAAGACCCAGAUGUGUCCCCAGCAAGGCAAAGGCUAUGCUGUGGUGUCCUGCUAUCUGGAUGUGUGCCCCUUGGGCUCAGCUCCUGCAGGUUGUGCUGCAGAGGGUGGCCCCUUGUCCAGCUGUGUGCAGGGCAGCAGGUGGGAGUUUGGGGGAGAGGGGACUGCAGGAGGUCCUGGGGCACCAUAGCAGGUGACUGGUGGUGGAAAACAAAUUUGUUGAAACAAGAAGUGCAGGAAAUAAUAAUUUCUUUACUAGGUGGCAGAAGGGCUCUUACAGAGUUUUGUGGUUCCUUUUAUUUUCUUUCUUUUAAGCAUGCUUGUUUCUCACGCUUUGAGGACAUCUUUGCUUAAAAAUCUGAAUACAAACUGGUGAGGGUUUGCAUUGGAAAACAGCGACACUAUUGUCUUUGUCUCUACCUCCUAUUUAUUUCUCAUAAUUAUUUCAGUUAAUUUAAGAAGGUUCGUAUGUGACUCUGCAGCCCCAGACCUGCAGUGAUUUAGACUACUGACCAUAGCAAUUCCACGUGGAAAAAAAAAAAGCCAAGGUAAGUCUUUUUGCAAAGGUCAUGGUGUUGUCUGAGCUCUCCUUUUGUAGAAAUCCCUGGUAGAUCACAGACUUUGAAAGCAGAGCCUGGCAAAAGCACAGGGGUGUCUCUUCUCCCCCACAAAACCCACAGUCACUCCCAGAGCUGGUCUCCUUAGCUCUCCCACAGGCUGCCAACAGAGAUCCAGCUGCAUCCAUGUACCUUCUUGCAGUACACUGACUGUGAGGUUUUUUCUGGGAGAGCUGUUGAAUUUGCUCUCUCCUCACAGUGCCUGGCUCUUGUGAUAGUGCAGGCUGCUUCCUUCUUCUUCUCCACCGCUGUCCCUGGUGGCAGGAGGUGGGUAUGGAUUUCUGCUUUUGAGGAUGUGGUUAUUUUCUCUUCAGAGAUAUUCUUCCUGCUAAGUAAACUGAUUCCGUCUAAUUUUCCUGGAAAGUUUUCCUUUGAAAGGCUUCAUUUGAAACAAAUGGUAUCCCCCAAACUUUUUACUUAGAAUAGUAACAUCAAUGUUUUUUUUCCUCUCCUAAGAUUUAUUUUUUUUACUAUUUUAUUUUCGAUAAUGUGUUUUGAUAUUCUCAGUGCAUUUGAUAUGCUGACUACAAGCAUUUAUCCCUAUCAAUUAGUCCUUUUUAUUUGCUCUUAGUAAGCCUCCCCAUUUGUAUGACUGACUUCCUUCUGGAAUUAGGCAGUACUCCUAGGAAUAUUUUUCUCCCACUUCUGUGCUCCUGCAGGGAUGUUGAAUCUCUGAGUGCUGAGGUUGCUCUUGCAGGGUGGUUGAGUAACGUUUAGAGCCAGACCUGGUCACUCGGGACUGAACCAAGGGUAGAUACCAUAGAUAAACCACAGGGUGCUGGUUUUACAGGCCAGUAGCUUUUCUCCUCAAUCAUAAGCAGUGAGCCAGGUGAUUGAUCCCCGCCCCCAAGAUGUUUUUAUAGGAUUCUGUGUACACCAGCCCUUGUCACUCACUUCACAUGGUCCUUUCUGCUACUUUGCCUUGAGCGUAGGCAUUGCUUUUACACGAAAUUUGUGCAGGCAAGAAUAACUCUAUAUAGUGUGUUUCUCAGUAAUGCCCGGAGAUCAGUGUCUGUUCACCUGGACACGUGUUUUCACAGGUGUUUUCCAGUACCAAAGACUUGCCUUGGGACUUUAGGACAAAAGCAAUAAUGUGAACUCCAAAUACUUAGAUCCUUUGUGAGAGUGAGCUGCUAUUAAGAUUUUCUUUUUCCAUUUUUGAUGUUCCUGAAAGUGAAGUCUCUGCACUGAAAUUUUCCUUCAAAAAUUACCCCCCCCUUUUUUUUUUUUCAGAUCUUCAUCAUCAGCAAAGCUGUCAAAUUUUGAACACCACUGUGCUCCGAGCUUUAUUUGUGUUUCUAGUAAUGGUGUAACUAUAUAGGUACCCGGUGUCUUCCAUAAAUUUUCUGCCUGUAUUAAUUGCGAAGUCAGAUUGUUUUAUCCCUUUUUCCCCUGUUCUGGUCUCCAGCAGCCUUCUGAAUUUCCAGACAGCAGCAUACAGCUUGUUUUUUCUGCUACCCCUCUCAAAAUGCUACACGAUUAGAAAGACUCUCCUCUAAGGUACAAGAGGGGACACAAAAUGAGCAGGAUUACAUGCAUCAGCUGAAAGCUCUAUUUAGCUUAGAUUUUAGGGUUUUUUUGUUUGUGUUCUCUUGGGGAGGUAUUUUGUCCUCUGCUGCAAUAAUUAGGGAAAGUACAGAGAUACAAAUUAAAAGGAAGGUCACAAACUGUUGCACUAAAUAAGAGUCUUAAGUGCCUAAAAGACAUCACUAAAUGACAUUUCCAGUGACUGUAUUGGUGAUAAUAACACAGAAUCAUAACUUUGGUGUUGAACAUUUAGUGUGUGGUACCUCUUGUUUCCUAUGCCACACUUUCCUCUAUAACAAUGCUGUGGGAAGGAGGUGGUAUAAAUACCUUAACUUUUAAGUGGAAUCAUACAAAGCUCAACAUUUAGUUUUGGUAUCAGCAAAUACUUAUUUUAUUUGCCAUUUGUCUUAAGUUUUAUAUGCCUUUAAAGUGCCAGCUGUAUUUUGAAGACGUUCUUACUGUUGUUUCAAAUGAAAUUUUCAAUGCUACAAAUGGAAAGAGAUUAUUUUCCUGUGAAUAAAUUUUGUUAAAGACA